AUGGAGGGAUAUAAUGUACCUUGCCAAAAUGGUACUGUGUAUGACAAUCAUAAAAAUUCAAAUACGUUGGUAGCGAAGACCGUGCUGCUAAGCCUUAUAGACCUCGCUGUAGUGCUCGGUAACACCUUAGUGAUAGCCGCCGUUUUUACUACCCAGAAACUAAGGACGGUAACAAACAUUUUUAUUGUGUCGCUAGCGUGUGCGGACUUAUUACUCGGGUUUGCGGUGUUGCCGUUCUCAAUCUCAGUGGAAGUGGACGAGUGGUUGUGGGGUCAGGUUUGGUGCAGCAUGUGGCUGGCCAUCGAUGUCUGGUUGUGCACUGCCUCCAUCUUCAGCCUCUGUGCAAUCAGCUUUGACCGCUUUAUCGCCGUGACCCAUCCAAUCAGGUACCCGACAAUUAUGUCGCCGUCACGUGGUAGAUGGCUUGUCGCCUCUGUUUGGGUUUUGUCAUUUGUAGUAUGCUUGCCGCCUCUGCUCGGUUGGAAUGAUAGCACGCUUAACAACCCUUCCUUCAAUCUUACUGGUGAUGAUAACGUCGAUGGAUUGUUUUCCAAUACCAGUCUGUUCAUUAAUACAUCUGAAAAUUGUCUAGAAGAAAAAGUGACUUGUGAACUAACAACAACUACUGGAUACAGAAUUUACGCUGCACUGGGCUCGUUCUUCAUCCCUAUGCUUGUCCUGGUAUUUUUCUACUUUAGAAUAUACCUUACGGCCGUAAGAACUGCAGCUUCAAUUCGCAAAGGCGUGCUAACGACAAAGAUUAGCAAUGACAUUUCACAGCUAAAUGGAUACGGAGAAGAUGAAAUUCAUCUACGGGUUCAUCGUGGGGGCAGCACCUCAUCAUCGCACAAAUCAGCGAAACAUUGUGAUUUAGGAGCUAGCUGUAGGACAAUUAAUAGCGAUGCAACGUCGCAAUCUCCAAGACUUGCCGUUAAGCGAACUCUCAGUAAUAAGAUAAAUCACAUUGAACCAAGUGCACGCUCAGAUUCUAAUUGUAACAGAGAUGACAAUUUAGUGAAAACAAAUGGUGUAAAUGAGAUGAAAUUAAAUGGCGUUUCCCGCAUAAAUACUGUUUUCCUGACUGUUGCGAGACAAAUAUGCAAAUCGAAAAGAAGGCACGGAAAAUUGACAAGUGACCUAACGGAGCAGGAAAUGUUAAAGAAACACAACGACAAUGGGCACCCAGCUUUUAACGAAAUUACACCAAAUUAUUCUCCUCUAGCGUCUAAAUCGUCCUCGCCAAAAUCGCCUAGGCGUAAAACGUUAAUCAGGGAAACAAAAGCUUUAUCUGUGAAAUGUCAUGCAAGGAAGUUUAAACGAGAGGCAAAAGCUGCAAAGACAUUAGCAAUAAUUGUAGGAGCUUUCAUAAUCUGCUGGUGUCCUUUCUUUACAAUAUACCUCAUGGGGGCGUUUUGUCAAGAAUGCAUCGUGUGA
Molecule: messenger RNA, 1434 nt
Organism: Mya arenaria
Lineage: Eukaryota; Metazoa; Mollusca; Bivalvia; Myida; Myidae
Product: octopamine receptor 1-like
Exons: 3
Coding region: 1-1434 (477 amino acids)
Biological process (GO): adenylate cyclase-activating adrenergic receptor signaling pathway
Cellular component (GO): membrane
Molecular function (GO): G protein-coupled amine receptor activity
Source: RefSeq, a predicted model, not a curated record